AUUCACACUUUUGAUGAACAUUUUGGAAAAAUGGAUUUUAGUCCCACAUCACUAGUACUUUUUAUUGCAAUUAUAGUGACUGGUGAAUGUCAAAGUGAGAAAUGCACUGGACUUAUACAAGGAAUGUGCUGUUCGGGACAGGUAUGGAACAAUGUUUCUAACGCUUGCGAAUCCUGUGCUCCGGGUUACUAUGGUAAAACCUGCAGUGAUCCCUGUAAGCACCCGUACUAUGGAAUGAGCUGUAUGAAUAAAUGUAAUUGUUCCGAAAGCGAGUGUAAUCCUACUCUUGGUUGCAACGAUUUCGCCCCCUCAUCAAAUCCAGAUUGUUCUCCGGGUUUCUAUGGAAAGACUUGCAGCACUCUCUGUAAAAAACCGUACUACGGAAUGCAUUGUAUGAAUGAAUGCAAUUGUGUCGAAAGCGAGUGCAAUCCAGUUUUUGGCUGCAGGGAUCCUGUUAGCUCACCAAUUCCAGAUACGAGAUCAGUCAAUAUAUUUCAUCAGAAUGAUUCAGACGGAUACAUUCAUUCUCCGGCGAAGUCAGGGAACGGUGAAGUCCGUUCUAUCCGAAGGUGCUGUGCGGGACAGGUAUGGAACAAUAUUUCUAACACUUGCGAAUAUUGUUCUCCUGGUUACUUUGGAAAGACUUGCAGCACUCUCUGUAAGCAGCCGUACUAUGGAAUGCGCUGUAUGAAUAAAUGUACUUGUUCCGAAAGCGAAUGCCAUCCUAUUUUUGGAUGCAGGGAUCAUGUUAGCUCGCCAAUUCCAGAUAUUGGAUCAAUCCCUAUAUUUCAUCUUAAUGAUUCAGGUAACCUGUUUUUAUAUCCAUAUGAGGCAGAACUUAUUCAAAAUUUCUACAUGAGCGGAACAAAUAUCUGGCUGUGUCGUUCCACUUGACGUUUAGAUAUAUUAAAGGUGUUUUAUCUAUCAACACUGUUCAUGAUCAUGCAUGUUUUGAAUCGAUAUAUCCUUGAGAACGUGAAAUACAAACCACAACAGAGCCACCCACGUCUGCAUUGGUCAUAUAUGUCAAUGGCCAACUGACACCAUAACAUUAUGACUUAGUUUCUCCAUCGUCAACUUCCCUAAUGACUGCCUUCUUACGUCAACAAGGCAUCAACACGCUUCGAGGGCCAGUGUUUUCACCUGAUCUGAGUCAAAUUGAGCAGUUCUGGGACCGGUUAGAUAGGGCGGUAAGACAGCGUCAUCCACAGCCACAAACACGUCGGCAGCUGGAAACAGCAUGGUAGACAGAUUGGAGAAAUAUACCGCAAGUCCGAAUACAACGCCUAUUUCGUUUUAUGCCUAGGAUAUGUCGUGCAUGUCCAUUGCUGUACAAUCAAGUAUUCAAUUUCAAAGACAAGAUGUUCACUUCCCAAAACUAUGUGAAGUUGACAAUGAAUUUACAUGAUGCAAAUAGCAUUUCUGAUAAAAUGU
Ostrea edulis (European flat oyster) is the source of this 1434-nucleotide messenger RNA. RefSeq names its product multiple epidermal growth factor-like domains protein 10. The record is from RefSeq and is a predicted model, not a curated record. Gene Ontology annotation, molecular function: scavenger receptor activity. Bases 31 to 894 code for a protein of 287 amino acids. The transcript has 8 exons. NCBI's taxonomy places the organism in Eukaryota, Metazoa, Mollusca, Bivalvia, Ostreida, Ostreidae.